GAGCCUUGGCACCUGAGCGAACACGGGAGGGGCAGGGGGACACUGGCCACUGUUCACCUUGGGAGUGCACAAAACACAGGAGGUACUUAAGCCCCUGCACAGCCCCUUGAAACCUCUUCUGAGCUCUAACCCUCCACAGCUGAGGACACAGGCAGUGUUUUCCUUACCUUGUUGGCAGGGUAUCGCUUUCAGCUGACUCUGGUGGAGCCGCUAUGACCGAAACAACAGGUUACUCGGGGAGUGGGCUUGUCCUCGUUAGAAACCCACACCUGGACUUGAUGGAGGAGGAUGUCCUGUACCACUUGGACUUGGGAACCAAGACGCACAACCUGCCAGCAAUGUUUGGGGACAUAAAGUUUGUCUGCGUUGGCGGCAGCCCGAACAGGAUGAGGGCGUUUGCGCAGUUCAUGCAGCGGGAGCUGGGCCUGGCUGGUGACGGGGAGGACGUGGCUGACAUCUGUGCGGGGUCGGACCGCUACGCCAUGUACCGGGCAGGGCCCGUGCUCUCCAUCAGCCAUGGAAUGGGCAUCCCUUCCAUUUCCAUUAUGCUUCAUGAGCUGAUCAAACUGCUGCACCAUGCAAAAUGCCGGGACGUUACCAUUAUACGCAUCGGUACUUCUGGGGGCUUAGGGAUCGAGGCCGGGUCUGUUGUGAUCACUGACACGGCCGUGGACUCCUCCUUCCAGCCACGCUUUGAGCAGGUGGUGCUGGACGAUGUGGUGGUGCGGAGCACCGAGCUGGACAAGGACCUUGCGGAGGAACUACUCGCCUGCAGCAGGGACAUUCCCGACUUCCCCACUCUCAUUGGCCAUACCAUGUGCACCUACGACUUCUACGAAGGUCAGGGGAGAUUAGAUGGUGCAUUAUGCUCUUUUUCCAGUGAAAAAAAGUUGGAGUACUUAAGGAGGGCUUAUGACGCUGGCGUGAGGAAUAUUGAGAUGGAGUCCGCAGCAUUCGCUGCCCUGUGUGGACUGUGUGGUCUCAAAGCCGCCGUCGUCUGCGUGGCGCUCCUGGACCGGCUGGAGGGGGACCAGAUCCGGGCGUCCCACGAGGUGUUGUGGGAGUACCAGCAGCGGCCGCAGCGCCUGAUCGCCGCCUUCAUCCGCAAGCGCCUGGGACUUUUCCCCACGGCCUGACGGUGACUGCACAGGCACGGGGCUCCGCGCCGGGAGAGGGACAGCUCCGGGCCCGGCCCGGCCCGGCCCACGGACCCUGCUCCGGGAACGGGAGAGCUCCGGGCCCGGCCCGGCCCACGGACCCUGCUCCGGGAACGGGAGAGCUCCGGGCCCGACCCGGAUCACGGACCCUGCUCCGGGAACGGGGGAGCUCCGGGAACGGGGGAGCUCCGGGCAGGAGCGGCCGCAGCCAGCCGACACCGCGGGGCGGGAGCUGCCGGCCUGAGCGCGGCUGGAACCGCACAUGGGACACGAUCUGCACUGACCAGAAAUUCAGGCUGUGGAACAGAGCUGCAGGUUCCUCACUCCUGGCUCAGCCGCCCUAAAGGACUGUCCUGUUAAGGGCACUCCUGCCCACAGCGAUUUUCCAGGAAGGAGAUCCCUUUGCUUUGAGCAUAGACAAAACCUAAGUAAAUGACAUGAAAAAUUAACCCGUAUUUGUGCCCAGUAUUGUUACUGCUGUUAAAAAGGCCGUUCAGAUUUUCAUCUACGGUAUUUAAAGAUGUCACAAACAGGCACAUGGCAGAGUUUGAGUAGGAGAGGGACACCACAGCACCCAACCGUGGUGAGCUGAGGAGCUGACCUUCAAGCACCAGUUAACAUUAAAGACACUUUUCUCACCGCCAAAAUUCACAAAUAAAUAGUCUAUCUUGAAACCAAA
This is a messenger RNA of Parus major (Great Tit), 1836 nucleotides long. RefSeq names its product uridine phosphorylase 2 (gene UPP2). The record is from RefSeq and is a predicted model, not a curated record. The transcript has 7 exons. Gene Ontology annotation, molecular function: uridine phosphorylase activity. Gene Ontology annotation, biological process: uridine catabolic process; nucleotide catabolic process. Lineage: Eukaryota; Metazoa; Chordata; Aves; Passeriformes; Paridae. Gene Ontology annotation, cellular component: cytoplasm; cytosol. Bases 213 to 1136 code for a protein of 307 amino acids.